UCGACUAACGGGUCCUGACGUCACGCUGCACCAGCUGUAUAAAAGGCUGUUAGUCCAGUGCGUCGUAUCACUCCUCAACAACACAUUAAACACACAACAUGAAGCUUUUGGUGGUGCUGUGUUUGGUAGCGGCUGCUGCAGCCAUGCCACAGGCUGGCCUCGUAGGUCCCUCCGGAGUCAUCGGACCAUCUGGUCUCGUAGGACCCUCGGGGCCCGUGCAGUUCCACCAGCCUGCAUAUGCGUUCCUUGGUAACCAUGCUCACGCCCACGUAGCUGCCCUCAAUGCUCUCCGACAGCCAGCAAGAGUCGCCGCCAGCUUCCAGGCUGCUCCUGCCGUGCCUGGUCAGUACGGACUGGACGCUGCUGGCUGCGUCACAGGUCCUUCAGGCAGGGUCUGCCCCACAGGCAACAUCCAGUUCACUUAAAGACAAAUCUUUCCCCCUACCCCCUCCCCUCUUUCUCUAUGCCUGUGUACUUACUGAAUGUGUAGCCUCGGAGAGCUAAGGAACUACUGUAUUUGAUGGUGUUCUUUGUAAACCUUCCUCUAGCAGCGCCACAACAAUCUUCAUGUUGAACAAGAUGGCUUGGAUUUUCUGGAAUUUCAUACACUGCUGAGAAGUAUAUUUUAUGUCUUACUGAAAAUAAUCAUCAGUAAUGAUGCUGAAAUAUAAGUAAACAUAGUUUAAAUUAUACUGAUGUAUUAGUAAAAACAAAAGUGUUUUGUUUUGAUAGAUAAUUUUCGGGAAGUUUCUUGAAUACAACUCAGGAGUAGCGUAGUGGAGCCCAGAUAGCCAGCCAUAAGUCUUGCUAUCAACUUCAUUUUCAUUAAAAAAAAUUUUUUUUAAAAUAUGUAUUAUAAAAAAAGUGAUGAAUGGUGUAUAACCAUGGUUUUAGCAUGGAUUUAUUGUUCAUACAAAAGUUAGCAUACUCCAAAUGACUGAAAAAAAAAAUGGUUGUAUGUUUCAUGUUAUUAUCGAAAAUAUAAAUACAUAUCUUGGUAUUAAA
Cherax quadricarinatus is the source of this 1005-nucleotide messenger RNA. RefSeq lists its product as uncharacterized. Lineage: Eukaryota; Metazoa; Arthropoda; Malacostraca; Decapoda; Parastacidae. The record is from RefSeq and is a predicted model, not a curated record.